Messenger RNA from Penicillium daleae, 357 nucleotides. RefSeq lists its product as uncharacterized. The transcript has 2 exons. NCBI's taxonomy places the organism in Eukaryota, Fungi, Ascomycota, Eurotiomycetes, Eurotiales, Aspergillaceae. The coding region runs from base 1 to 357 and encodes 118 amino acids. The record is from RefSeq and is a predicted model, not a curated record.
AUGGCUCGCACCCGUGACACCAUCAACAACCUGGGCCUGACCCAGUCGGAGCUAAAGGUCCUCCUCUAUGGCAUCCUAUGCCCUUCCACCGAUGGAAGCCGGACUGCCGUGGACUUCGACAAGCUAGCCACUGAGCUUGGGUAUACCUCGUCCUCCGCCAAGGUCAUGUACGGCAACGCCCGCCGUAAACUGAGCCGGGCGACUGGUAUUACCCCAGGCUCUGGUGCGUCUACCGGCCGUGCGGCACCUGCUACCUCUGGUGCUAGUACUAACCCGGCUAGCUCACUUCCUGCUCCUUCUGGUGCCGCUGUUGGCCCUACUGGGCCUGAUACCUCGGAGGAUGAGGAGGAGGACUAG